This is a messenger RNA of Limanda limanda (common dab), 3207 nucleotides long. Its product is annotated as zinc finger E-box-binding homeobox 2-like. The record is from RefSeq and is a predicted model, not a curated record. The coding region runs from base 1 to 3207 and encodes 1068 amino acids. Gene Ontology annotation, molecular function: RNA polymerase II cis-regulatory region sequence-specific DNA binding; DNA-binding transcription factor activity, RNA polymerase II-specific. Gene Ontology annotation, biological process: anatomical structure development; regulation of transcription by RNA polymerase II. The transcript is spliced from 8 exons. Lineage: Eukaryota; Metazoa; Chordata; Actinopteri; Pleuronectiformes; Pleuronectidae.
AUGACGGAGGAGAGCAGAGGCAAGCGGAGGAAGCAGGCGAACCCCAGGAGGAACCGAGUGGAUGCUGAGCAAGCAACUUCACUGGGCUCGGAGGGGGAGGAUGAGGUGGGCCUGUGGAGCCUGGAGCCGCAGGACUGCCAGGAGAGCCUGGACAAGACGAGCCUGACGCCCAGCGAGGGGACCGAGGAGCCGGGCAGCCCCCCCCGCUCCACCCGCCCGCACAGCCUCAGCCCCGGCGCCAGGAACUACUGGGCGCAGGUGGAGCCGGACGCCGAAGCGGCAGAGGACGGCAUCACUGCAUCCACCACUCACCAGGAUGGAGAGCAUGAAACAUUGAGGAUGUACUGUAAGAGCUCAGAUUCCCAGAAUGCCUUUGAGGACCUGGCUCACUAUGAAUUCUUGGCCCAGUUGAAGAGGGCCUCUACCUCCGCCAGUCUCUUGGACCAUCUGAGCCACAAUGGCACGGCUGCAGCGUACCACCAGGGCAGCCGGCACGACGACCUGCCGCCCGCUAUCUGGUCACCAGGAGCUCAGCACAGCUCACCUGAGGGAGCAGAUGCAGCGCGGAACCAGCAGGUUUGUCCGUUCUGCCACAGGAUGUAUCAGCGAGGAGCCACUUUGAGGGAACACCUCAAGUACUGUCAGGAGAGGGAGGGGGGGCACAUGGUGUGUCCACUCUGUGGAUACACUGCCCCCCAUAGGGCACAGAUGGAGCAGCACCUGGCUCUUCACAAUCAAAUGCAGGACAAGAGUCCCAUCAUGCUUGAUCAAGGCAUGGAGACCAGGAAGUUCAAAUGUAUGCAGUGUGGCAAAGCGUUCAAGUACAAACACCACCUCAAAGAGCAUCUCCGCAUCCACAGUGGUGAGAAACCGUACGAGUGCUCCAACUGCAAGAAACGUUUCUCUCAUUCUGGCUCAUACAGCUCUCACUUAAGCAGCAAAAAGUGCCACAGCGGUGGAGGGAACGGAGGGGGACAUACAGGAGGAGCCAGCGGGGCUUUUAAUGGACACAACCAAAGCCCCUACCACCCCUCAUAUCUCCAGUCUCCCUCUGCAGGCAGGGGGAGAAACAGCAGCGACAACAGCUCCCCUUUGUCCUCACAGAGCCAAGACAAUUCCAGGUCUCUGGGCCGAGUACCAGAAGAUCCUCAUCAGCUUUUGCUGCAAGACCUUAACCAGAACCCUGCAGCCUUCGCCAAAGCUUUGGAUCUGGCUCGGUUCUGGGACCCCUCGGCAGAGCUGCCCCUGAGGGCCAGUAUCCUCAAAGGGACCACCCUAUUGCCUUAUCCCUACUCUGGGACCAAAUUUGAGGAGAUGCUGCAGGAGGUGCUUCACAGGGACGGGAAGAACAAUGAGGAGAUGGAAAGAGAAGGAGGCGCCGCAGCAGAGGAAAGGAGGGUGACUCACAAUGGAGGAGGGAUUGAGAGUCAGAUGUCCCCUGAUCGAAGGAGGGAGUCAGGUGAAGGUGAGAGAUGCGUGCUCGGGGUGACGUGUCGCUGGUGCUCCCAGCUGUUCCCCAAUGUGGCCGUGCUCCUGCAGCACGAGCGCUACCUCUGCAAGAUGAACCCUGAGGCCAUGGAGGUGCCCGAGGGUCUUCGCGUUAAAGGCCACUCCUCGCCACCUUUGUUUUUCCCCAGAUCUGCUCUCAAACUAGAAAACAGCAAACCAGGAGAGGUCCCCAAUGGUCUCUGUGGACACAAGUCACCGUUGCACAAGCCCAGCUGGCACUCGGUACCGCAGCAGCUUUUGGUCGCGAUGCACUCUCCCACAUCGUCCCACCACGAUACCCUGUCCGCGCGGGCGUUUUGGUCCAGCCAGGAAAAGGGAAGCCCGAGUCUACAGAGCAACCACUCCCCAGAUCUGUCUUCACCCAGAGCCAGAAGAAGAGUUCCCUCGUCAGGAUUCAGUUCUCCUGUCUGCCUCGACCUCACCAACUUCCCUCCUGAAAUCUCCUCACCUCAGAUCCAGACUGGAAGCCCCUGGUCGGCACAGAACGAACCUCUGGACCUCUCCCUGCCCAAGCAGCUCUCAGGCCAAGAGGGGAGAAACAGAACUGUUAACGGCAGCUCAGCCAGAGGCGAGAAGAGAGAGCUUGGGGCCCAGCAGCAGCUGAAGAGACUUAUGUCCAACCUAAGUCCGACUUCACAUCUACCCUUACACUACCACCACCCGGUUUACAGUGGGGCCAGAACUCCUGUGUUUCCAGGGUCCUUAUACAAUGGUUUUCCUCUCAUCAACCAGUCUGGUUUGGGACUCUCAGGACAUGAUGGCAUCACACAGAUUCCAUUCAGUCAGCCAGCUAAUAGCGCCGGGUUCCUCUCUCCUAUGGCCUACAUGAUGGAGGCGGAUGCAGAGGCCACGCUGAAAAAGAUCCACCAGGAGAGACAAGCUCUGAUGGGUGAGGUGUUAAGCCGCGGAGCACUGGACUAUCUCUCUCUAAUGGAUGAAAGUAUGGAGGGAGAGGGUGGACCCGGGAGGAAGAGGCUGAAGAAGACAGAGGAGGGGAUGUAUGCUUGUGACAUUUGUGAAAAAACAUUCCAGAAGAGCAGCUCGCUGCUUCGACACAAAUAUGAGCACACAGGCAAACGUCCUCACGAGUGCAAGAUCUGCAACAAGGCCUUCAAGCACAAGCACCAUCUGAUCGAGCACAGCCGGCUGCACUCUGGAGAGAAACCAUACCAAUGUGACAAAUGCGGAAAGCGCUUCUCUCACUCCGGCUCUUACUCCCAGCACAUGAACCACCGCUACGCCUACUGCAGCAAAGACCAGGAUCCAGACCAAGACCCCGAGGAGAUGCCUUUCGGCCCGGGGGCGGGCGGCAUGCUCGCGGGUCGGCUGGCUGACGACAACCCUUUGUCCCUGGAGGACACACAAACUCCGCACUCUUUCCUCAGCGACUCCAGUCUGGACGGGGCUACAGAGGGACUCAAAGAGGAGGAGGAGGAGGAGGAAGAGAGAGAGGCAGGGGUUAGCGAUGGUCAUGUGGAAGAGGCACAUGAGAGUGUGUCAGGAGAGCGUUUGGAAGGUCGAGUCGUCCAGGAUUCACCAGCGAGGGAGCACGGAGAGCAAGAUGAGAGAAGCGGCUGCGAUGGGGAGAACAUCACAGAGAGUCACACGUGGGAACGGGUCACUGAGGACCAGAGAGGAGACUUGGACAAAUAUGAACUCAACCUGGAUAUAACAGAUUUACCCAGGAUAAAGACUUAA